This is a messenger RNA of Prosopis cineraria, 1225 nucleotides long. RefSeq lists its product as uncharacterized. NCBI's taxonomy places the organism in Eukaryota, Viridiplantae, Streptophyta, Magnoliopsida, Fabales, Fabaceae. The record is from RefSeq and is a predicted model, not a curated record. The transcript has a single exon. The coding region runs from base 531 to 857 and encodes 108 amino acids.
UUGCAUAAUCUUCAUUAUUCCAGAUAUGAAGAUAGUUUGACCACAAAAAAGCAACAAAUAAGAUAGGAUCGUACAACAUCAGACAAUCUGCCAUGAAACUUUCCGACCUGACAUGCUUUCAAUAAUCGUUUCAUCAAUCAUCGAAACCACUUAGAUAACGGAUUCAGUUGACUCCAGAAUUUGUCAUUGAAAUGAAAAGAUGAAAAACGUUUGCAUUAGGUCAACCGUCAAAGAUCAUCGGUGAUGACUAAAACCAUAUACCCAAAUCAUGGCUAAACAUGGCAAGACAUUGUCCUUACGUUAACGAAUAUCAGUUUCAUAUAUUCACCUUCUCAUCCAAACCCAGCUAAUAGAAUAGUCUUCUCAUACUUCAUCCCCUCGAUAUAACUUAUAUAACCCACGUUUCAAAAUCCCAUUUCAUUCAUUCCCCACCAUCUCCCUCCAAUCCUAUUCCAUAAUCAAGAGCCCUUCUUUCAGGCUUAGUUCAAGAACAAGAGCUUAAUUUGGUUACUUGGAACGUACGUACAACAAUGAAUCUAAGCUGUCUUACCUGCAGCCAGGUUCUUGAAAAGACAGAUUCGUACAGGGAGUAUGCCUCAGAAAAGGCCAGCCUUAGGAACGUCCGUCGAACGCCGGUGGAGAGAACAUGGUCAGGGAAUAUUGCUCGGGAAGAUCAAGGCCAAACACGAGGACUUUUGGUGAAGAUCAAGAGAGAACAUCGGCGUGCUCACAGUACGGGAUCUGCUGCUCUUCCGGGCAGCGUCGAGCCAAGGCUGGUGAGGAGCCCUGGGAUAAGAAGAGACUGGAGUUUUGAGGAUUUGGCGGGCAAGGAUGAAGAGGGAGUCAUGUGUCGCUAAACUGAUGAAACGUCUCAACAAAUUCAGAACCAUUCAUAUCUUUCUUCUUUCUCUUCCUUCUUCAGUGUUUCAUUCAUUUGUAUAUCUUGAUUCAUUUAUGUUGGCGCGAGAUGACUCAAAAGACGUAUAUUCAAAGGGGGGGGGGGAGGGUGGUUUGUGCAUUGUAGAUCGGUGUUUCAAGCGCUUGAUACGAAUUCAUCAUGCUGCUUUUUUUUCACACCACCAAUUCUUUAGAUAUCGAGUUUGCAGAGCAAUUUCCGCAUUACAUUUUUAAGCCUUUGGCAACGAAAAUUACAUUCUAUGUGUAAAUUUUAUUUAAGAGAGCAGCAACGCAAUACAAAUUAAUGGACGCAAAUGACAGUGUCUGG